This is a messenger RNA of Balaenoptera ricei (Rice's whale), 4940 nucleotides long. RefSeq names its product phosphate cytidylyltransferase 1B, choline (gene PCYT1B). The transcript has 8 exons. Lineage: Eukaryota; Metazoa; Chordata; Mammalia; Artiodactyla; Balaenopteridae. Gene Ontology annotation, molecular function: phosphatidylcholine binding; choline-phosphate cytidylyltransferase activity. Gene Ontology annotation, biological process: CDP-choline pathway. The record is from RefSeq and is a predicted model, not a curated record. Bases 113 to 1222 code for a protein of 369 amino acids.
GGACGAAGAAGGGGGAUGGGUGGGGGAGAGAAAAAUACGUGACAAAGAAAACAUUCUCUGCCUAGGAGGAGACUCUCAGAGGGUGUAGAACUGGAGGCAGCAUUCACUGGCCAUGCCAGUACUUACCACUGAUGCUGAGUCAGAAACAGGUAUCCCAAAAUCCCUUUCCAAUGAGCCUCCCUCAGAAACCAUGGAGGAAAUCGAGCACACAUGCCCACAGCCUCGACUGACCCUGACUGCACCUGCCCCAUUUGCAGAUGAAACCAGCUGCCAGUGCCAAGCACCCCAUGAGAAACUGACCAUUGCUCAGGCCCGCUUAGGAACACCAGUUGACAGACCUGUCAGAGUAUACGCAGAUGGAAUAUUUGACCUCUUCCACUCAGGUCAUGCAAGGGCACUUAUGCAAGCAAAAACACUGUUUCCCAACAGCUACUUGUUGGUAGGAGUUUGCAGUGAUGACCUCACCCACAAAUUCAAAGGUUUCACCGUGAUGAACGAAGCAGAGAGAUACGAAGCGCUGAGACACUGUCGCUAUGUGGACGAAGUCAUCAGAGAUGCUCCGUGGACACUCACGCCAGAGUUUCUGGAAAAACACAAGAUUGACUUUGUGGCCCACGAUGACAUUCCGUACUCCUCUGCUGGCUCUGAUGAUGUUUACAAGCAUAUAAAGGAAGCAGGAAUGUUUGUUCCAACGCAGAGAACGGAAGGCAUCUCAACAUCAGACAUCAUCACCAGGAUUGUCCGUGACUAUGAUGUUUAUGCCCGACGCAAUCUCCAGAGAGGGUACACAGCCAAGGAACUGAAUGUCAGCUUUAUAAAUGAGAAGAAGUACCGCUUCCAAAACCAGGUAGACAAGAUGAAGGAAAAGGUCAAAAACGUGGAGGAAAAAUCAAAGGAAUUUGUUAACAGAGUGGAAGAAAAGAGUCAUGAUCUAAUUCAAAAGUGGGAAGAGAAAUCGAGGGAAUUCAUUGGCAACUUCCUAGAACUGUUUGGGCCUGAUGGAGCAUGGAAGCAGAUGUUCCAGGAGAGGAGUAGCCGGAUGCUGCAGGCCUUGUCCCCGAAGCAGAGCCCUGUGAGCAGCCCCACCAGGAGCCGGUCCCCUUCACGCUCGCCGUCACCCACCUUCCCGUGGCUCCCGAACAAAAGCUCACCCCCCUCCUCACCCAAAGCAGCCUCAGCCUCCAUCAGCAGCAUGAGCGAGGGGGAUGAGGAUGAGAAGUAAAGGCUGCCGGCAGACAACAAGGGCCACGCCACACAGGCUGGGGGGAGAGCAGGGCACGGGGGACGCCUGAGUGGUGUGGGAAGGGAAACAGUCGCAGGAGCUGCAGCUCAGCCAGGAGACCCUGAGCUCUGCUACGGGAAGGCCUUGAGACCAGCUCUCCCUCAGUCUCCACUCAGCCUAAGACUUGGGCUCUGCAUGGAGGUUUCCCGCCGGACAACCUAUACAAACUGCCUUAGCAUCAUCUAGAACCACUCUCCUUUAACCUUGCUAAGGAAAGGUGCAGAGCACCCCUGGGAGACUUGUACUGAGUGGGGUGCCUUCUGCUUUGCUCCUUACACUGACCCCCACCAAAUAUACCACCUGUGGAAGCGGCUGUUCCCUCAAUCUACUACUUCCAGCUCCUAAGGGCCCUGCACGUUGCCUCCUACCACCCAAGCUCUGCCAGAAUAAUGUUUCCAGUAGAGGUGGCAAAGUGCUUCUGAAAUAGUCAAGCUACAAAUGCCAACCUUCUCAGUUUAGCCACGAGACCUGAUGUUGCAACACAGUUGCAUCAAUUCUUUCCAGUUCCAGGAACGUGGCGUCUAGACCAAGCCUUGCUUUAGGCUACAUGUAUCAAAGGUCACCUAGUGUGAACCUCAACUUCUUAUUCCAAGGACAGUUUUGUCAAGGAGAACGCCACCUAAGGUGUAAUGUCUCCUGGUUGUACUCUUUCAUCAUUGGUUUGACUUCAUUGUUUUCCAGAAACUACCUUAAUCUGUGGGAAAUGCAACAAAACAGAACAUCAUAUAUAUACAUACAUAUAUAUAUAUAUGUAUAUGUAUAUAAAGGAGCCGCUUUGCUUUGGCUCCAAGUUUAGCAGAUGGUAGAUGUUUCCUGAAGCUUCUCCUUCAAGGAUGCUAUUAUGGAAUGGCUUUUCCCAUUUCUGACCAGUUAACAGUUUCAUAGACCUCAAGUAACGGUUUGACGUACCAAACCACAUAGUAUACCAAUAGGGGGUGCUACCUGCACGUAUCUGUUCUAUGUAUGCUCCCAAUACGCCAUCCAGGGUGUGUACCAUAUGCAAUAUGAAUCUAUGGUGGUGGCAUUUUACAUUAUCCCCCUCUCCUGCUCUCACCCUAAUACCCUGCUGAAACCCUUGGUCUUAAGAACUACCUGGUUCCCUUGUGACUUGGGCACUUUGUCAAAAGCUCAUCCUGCAUUCCUGUAGAAAUGUCCCAGCCACGAAAUCAGCAUGUUGUGCUCACAGCCUCCCAUCAUCUUUUUGGGUAGAGGAAGGCUCUGAAUAGUUUCGCCGAGCAAGGUGGGAACCUCAGCAUCUGGACGUUCCAGGUAGUCCUGUAAUCACCCACCUCCCCGGCCCUAGGUUUCAAAUGGGAUGAAGGCGCUAAGCAUGCCCGCUGAGUUGUCUGAAGUUACUGCCCCCUAAGCACAGGUAGAAAUGAGCAGGUAGAGGCAAGAUGUAGAACCACACUCUUGGGUAGAAGAGGCAUUGCCUGGCUGUCCCAGUAAAGCCAGAGGCCCAACACAGCAACUUGCGGACAGAGCCCGGCAUCUCUUGUGACAGAAACUCUCCCUUUCAGAGACCCUGGGAAACAGCCUUCUGGGUGACAAGUGGGGCAACCAGUGAAGGAAGGUGGCAUGUCUUUCCCCCUCGUGUUGGGGUUGAACUACCUCCCUACCCACCUGGAGAUAAGUGGUGUUUGUUGGGAAGCAAAACCAUGAGGCUAAGCUGGCUGGGAACCCCCUUGUUCUGGGCACUUCCUCCAGAACUGUGUCGAACACUCACGGGACAGAGAGCUGGUGGGAACAUGGCGCAUGUGAAGAAAACUUGUUGCCGUCAAGGCCCAGAGCACUGCUCUGCUGAGAGGGGCAAAGGCCCCGUUCCUCCACUGGGCCCAUUUGGUCUCUGUACGCCCACCAUCUCCUGAGCGGUGACAGGGUGAGGAGGCCCGCUGGGCAAGGCAAGGCAGUGAGAACAAGGGAAGAGAAAAGGAGAAAGAGGGGCCUGGAGAAAGGCAAGAAGGUUAAAGAAAGUCUGCGUGCUCAAACCAUUUCAGGGCCUCCCUUUGUAGGGGAAACUCUCUUGGGAAUGCCUUUUAUGGGCUUUUGCCAUGGCCCAGAGCAGAUAAAUCCACUUUUACCUGAUUCCUGCUCUGGAGCAAAUAGCUUGGAAUUGAUGUAUCGGGCAGAUUCUAAGUUUUCAGGCCUCACACACCACACUGACAGGUGCCGCUUACAUGACUCAUCAGAUUCAGUGCCAUCCUAGCUGCCAAUUAUGGGAAAUGACCAAUGCCUGGGAUAUCCCAGGGAUGGGCCGCAACAACCCACAAGUGGGUUCUAAGUCUCACGCUCUGUCCCCCUCCUGACCUGUAACAAUACCUCCCCACCCUAAGGCUACGAGAUUACCGAGAAGGAAUGAGGAGAUCCUGCAACCCAACUUUUGAUGCUUCCUGGCCACCAGUUUAUCCCUGCCCCUCCUCCCCUGCUUGGGAGGAGAUGGGCUGGCUCUUUGUUUGGGCCGGCCAGUCAACAGUAAUGGCCAAGAGUGCGUUAAGGCUGGAAUGAGAGACGUACAAAGUGUGACACAAGCUUGGAGAGGUAAGCAGGAAUGACAAAAAGCAAGGAAAGGUUCUUUUGCCCUAGACAGGGAAGGAAGCUUCGGACUGAGGGCUGGAGAAGAGCAAUUUAGGUCAUGGAGGGAGGCAGGUUACAUGAAGAUGGGCGGGAAGGGAGCAUAGUUCCUUUCCGCUCCCUUACAAGUGUCAGUCACUCCCUAACAGGUAAAGGAGGCAGGCUUUCUUUCACAGCCACCCAAGGUUAGUGGGUACCUGUGCAGGAUGUGGGUUCCCGUCCCCCCACCCCGUCCAGCUUCCCCAUUUCAGCCCUUCUCCAUUAGCUGCCACAUCUUCCUCCUGGGGACCCUGAAAUCAAAUGUUCACCAGCUAAAAACAUGGGGCAACUGUAAUGUCAUAGUCACAUUGAAUGGCCUGUCUCUGGCAAGCCAACUCCCGUGGGCCAGGACUUUACAAAGGCAAAGGAAACCAGCCUCAAGAGGAGUGAUCCCAAGACCUAAGUCUGCCUUCUGACCUGCUCUGCGGGGAAGGGACACAGCUGCAGGAUGGCCAGCUUGCUCCAUGCCUUAGGCUGGAGUUACUGAGAGUCCAUCCUUGGAGGGAGGGACGGAAGAGCAUGGAUUCGUUCUCUCCAUCUUCAGGACUUAGCACCCAGGCAUACCCCAGGGAGAGACUUCGAGAAGGCGACCUACACUCAGCUGACUCAGAUGAGCCUGAAGGGAGCAGAGAUAUUCCUGUUCCUCAGGCAUCCGUUCAGCACUAGUCUUGGCCAUCAGAUUUUUCUUUUUUUAAAAAAACAGAAUGAGCUCAUGAGGCGUUUGCAACUUCUACCUUCUCUCUAGACUUGAGUUUUUUGUUGUGUCCCUGCAACGUGUCCCGGGACAAAGCCAUAAGAAGAUCAUACAUACUUAAGACUAUGCUGUACACGUGAGACAAGAAGAAGACGACUCGUCUGGGUUAAAGCCCGACCUUAUGCCCAAGCAUUUGCUCUGGUGCUGAAUAACGCAAACUUCCGGAAUCAGCCCCACCUCUCCCCACCCCCUCCUACCCCUGCACAUCCCCCUCCCCGCUCCAGACCCACUCCUGCUCCCCAGCGGGACACGGCAUUGCCAACUUGUUUAUAAAUAAAGGGAUGCAGAAUUGCA